GUAUUUCAGCAUUCUACAUUCGGCUGGGGAGGUGGGAUUAGGUAGAAAACCCACCAAUCCAAAACAAAGAGCUGCGGUGUUUCCCUUUCGCCUCCACGCCCUCCUGGAGAAAAAGUAGCCAAUCCCAAUGGAGUAGGGAAGGGCGAGAGGGUGAAACCGAAUUAGAGGGGCGUGGCCUGGUUUGAGACUUAGUUUUGCUUGCUUACUUGCAAGGUAAGCUGCUGUUGCUACUGCUGUGCAGAGGUUUAGUAGCCCCAACAUCGGGAUCGCCGGUGCCGAAGGUUCAUGGCUAGGAUGUGGGUGCACUUCGUAGUUUUCCUGGUAUUCAGCAGGACAGCUUCUUCUUUGCAAUGCCCUGAUGGGCAGAAAUGUGAAGGAUCUUCAACAUGUUGCAAGCUCCCUGGUGGAGAUAAGUAUACAUGCUGCGAUCAGCCUCAGUUCACAGGAGCAUCCCUCCGCAUGUUGCCCCCAGAGAGCAGGAACGAGGUAUCUGGUGUUGUGUGUCCUGAUGCUAGCACAUGUCCAGUGACAUACUCCUGCCAGCUCAGCCUGAAUUCCACCUUUGCCUGCUGUCCUUGGGAGGAGGCCAUCUCUUGUGCUGAUGGAUACCAUUGCUGCCCCCUUGGCACUCACUGCAGCACUGAUGGAAGAGUCUGCAUAGAAAAUGAAGAUUCAACCUCUGCUGUCAUAGUCAGGGCUGUUCAAUGCCCAGAUAGCGAAUGGGAAUGCCCAGAUGGCUGCACCUGUUGCUUGAUGGCUGAUGAAUCCUGGGGAUGUUGUCCAAUGCCAGAGGCGUCCUGCUGUGCAGACAAGGUUCACUGCUGUCCACAAGGCACAACUUGUGAUCUAGUUGAAGCACGAUGCCUUGAAACUUUUGGGAAACAGCCUCUUUCAAAGAAGUUUCCAGCAAAGAAACGGACCCUGGUGUUAAAUUUGACUCAAAAAAACAUCUGUCCUGGUAAUCACUCUUCUUGUCCAGAUGCGGCCACUUGCUGCCUGCUCCCAACCGGUGAAUAUGGUUGUUGCCCUUUACAAAACGCUGUGUGCUGCAGUGACCACCUUCACUGUUGUCCACAGGGCACCCAGUGUGACCUGAAGCAUUCCAUAUGCACCAUGAUGCCCGAGGGAUCAUGGCCCAUCACCCACCUCACUGCAGGCCUCCAGACAGCUCAUGAUAUACAGUGUGAUGCAAAAUUUACAUGCCCAGAUGGAAAUACUUGCUGCAAGACAACCUCAGGAUCCUGGGGGUGCUGUCCCCUAGAGGAGGCCACAUGCUGCCCAGAUCAUACCCAUUGUUGUCCAAAGGGUUACCAGUGCAACUUGUCAGAAGGCACCUGCCUGAAAGACGGCCAAAGCAUUCCUUUGGUGCCAAAAAUAGACACAAGCUCCACAACAGUUUCAGAAAUAGAUUCAUGCUCUACAGCAUCUUCCAUAGAUCAAAUGAUCCAGUGUGAUCCCUACACAGCUUGCCACGAUGGCCAGACUUGUUGUCGCCUUAUAACAGGUGCUUGGGGAUGCUGCCUGUUGACACAGGCCACUUGCUGCCAGGAUCAGAUUCACUGCUGCCCCAGUGGUUACAUCUAUGAUUCAUCAGGCACUUGCCUAAAAGAUGGAGAUCGUAUGCCUUGGGUGGAGAAGACAACAGCGAUUGUUGGCAACUUCCCUUCAAGCAGGGAUGUGAAGUGUGAUGACCGGUUUAGCUGUGCAGAUGGACAAACAUGCUGCAUGCGUUUAGGAGCCUGGGCAUGCUGCCCCCUCUUUCAGGCAGUUUGUUGCAAAGACCAAGCACACUGUUGUCCUCAUGGUUACACCUGUGAUAUAGAACACAGUUUCUGCAUCAAAAGUGGGGGCCCUUCCCAGGGGAUCUUGGUGACUCCCAUUCUGGCAAGGCAGGAGACAGUGGUGAAAUGUGAUAACUUCAGCAGCUGCAAAGAUAAGGAGACCUGCUGCAAAAUGGCCUCUGGCAACUGGGGUUGUUGUCCUUUUCCAAAAGCCGUUUGCUGUGAGGAUCACCAACAUUGCUGCCCCUCUGGCUAUACCUGCAAUGUGGCAGCCCAGUCUUGUGAGAAACGGCACUGGCCAGGCCUUGUUGACGCUGCAGGGGGCCUGCUGACUUCAUCACAAACUGCUGUCUCCAGUCAGGAUGUCUUGUGUGGUGAACAGCACUACUGCCAUGUGGGCCAGACCUGCUGCAAGGCCAAGAGCGGUGACUGGGCCUGCUGCCCUUAUGAAAAGGGAACCUGCUGUCAUGACCGGCGCCACUGCUGUCCUUCUGGCUUUCGUUGUUCCUGGUUUGGAUUUCAUUGCUACAGAAAGAAGCCUCUCCGUUGGGACACUGGCACCAUCUCCCCACAUUCUAUUGAAGCCCAUGUCCUGCUCUGAAGUGCCUUUUUAGGUGGAUUUGCGUGAGGCCUUGAGUUAGAGUGAGCUGUUUCAGGAAGAGUGGUACAAGGUGAAUGAACUAGGGCCACUUUUGCCAAAUUGCUAUUCAGAUUCUAAAGGAUGCCUUCUAUUCUACACUUGUCAUCACACUAUGGGUCAAAUAGGCCAUCUUCACUUAUAUUAAGUCAACCCCUUUACUUCUACAUUUCUUUUUUUCCCCUUUCCAUCCAUGAUUCACUGCCCUGUCCAAAGUCAUGAGGGCUAUAACCUGGAAUCUGAAAAAGCUGCCAUCCUGAGCUUCUGCUCUGAAGGUUUCAUGGGCGCAAUGACUUUCUUUGCCUCAGUCAUUCCUUAACUUUGAAAGAGAGGGAAGUUUCAAUGCGCUUUCCAAAAAAGAAAAAAAAAUUAAGAUUGGCAGAUGAUUUUGCCACAUUGCCCCUUCCAGCCUUGUCCCACCUCACCCUAUCUUCUUCCCGCUUGGCCUAGUGUAUUGCUCUAGAUGGCAUCACCUGAUUUCUGAUGAGCAAAAGUGUCUUUUUCUGAUAAGUGUUUGCAAAAUACAGAGAUGCUAAUUGUCCAAAUGAACCACUGCAGGUGUCUGAGUCAUUUUUGUUUAAAGAAGGGCUGCCUAACCCACCCUUUCAUGAGGUAUAAUAGCAAUUUCUUCUUAAGAUCUGACUCUUUGUUUAUACAUAGCUGCCCCCCCCCCCCCGUUUUUGUUUUUUUUGAAGAAAGGCUUAGCACUUCUGCAAGGAGAUGCAAGCUUGCUUUUGAGACAAGUAAUUGACAUUUGUUUUGUUUCAGAUGAUACAUGGAUUUUGGCACCAGAGCAGUUGGUAGGGAAGAUGGUUGUCUUUUAUUAUCUCAGUGGUCUUUUAUGAUCUCAGUGCGUUCUGUCCUGUGAUUUUCCCCAUGCAGAAUGAGCACAUUGAUGCUGCUUCCCCCCCCCUUUUUUUUUUAAAUAGGAGAUCUUCAACUUGCAAGUGACAGGUGUUUUCUGUUACCAGACCUUGAUUCUAUGGUUGUAUGGAAAAAUCAAAUAAAAUUUUAUCAAAGUAA
This is a messenger RNA of Pantherophis guttatus, 3441 nucleotides long. RefSeq names its product granulin precursor (gene GRN). Lineage: Eukaryota; Metazoa; Chordata; Lepidosauria; Squamata; Colubridae. The record is from RefSeq and is a predicted model, not a curated record. Gene Ontology annotation, cellular component: extracellular region.